CGUUUACCAAGCAGCUCUAAAAGAUAUGGAGACAUUAAUAAAUCAAGUCAACCUUACACCUUCCAAAAGAAAGGAAAUGCUUGAUGAUCUUGUUGACUGGAAAGAAAAAGGUCUGAAACUUUGUUUUGGCGAGCCAGUAGAUCCUGAACUGCUGGAACUCGUCCACACUGAGGUUGCUGAACUUAAAGAUUUGGUAAAAUUUGUUGAAGAGAAUACAGAGGAUAUUCUGAACGCAUUAGAAGCAGUCGAAAAAUCUUUAAAAGAUGAAAUCCAAGAGUUAAAGGAAAGACAACUCCGUACUGAGAAAGAUGUCGAGCAAUUGAGAGCUAAACAGGACGAUUUACAGAUGACCAUCUCGAAAAGAAACGAAAAAGAACCACGAUAUCUUUUCAUGGCGCCUAAACAGAGUGUCUGGUUUAGUGGCCGAAAAUCUGAACUCGGUUAUCUUCGAGACGUACUCGAGAAUAAGAGAAGAUGUGGCGAGGAAGGAGUCCUUGUUGCUGCCAUCUCUGGUCUUGGAGGAUGCGGGAAAACAAGCCUUACUGCAGAAUAUAUACACAAAUGGAAAGGUUAUUAUCAAGGAGGUGUUUACUGGUUUUCCGCAGAAAGCGAUGUCAAGUUCAAAGCUCGGUCGAUGAGAUAG
Molecule: messenger RNA, 643 nt
Organism: Dendronephthya gigantea
Lineage: Eukaryota; Metazoa; Cnidaria; Anthozoa; Malacalcyonacea; Nephtheidae
Exons: 3
Coding region: 26-643 (205 amino acids)
Source: RefSeq, a predicted model, not a curated record